Molecule: messenger RNA, 1416 nt
Organism: Aureobasidium melanogenum CBS 110374
Lineage: Eukaryota; Fungi; Ascomycota; Dothideomycetes; Dothideales; Saccotheciaceae
Product: MFS general substrate transporter
Exons: 3
Coding region: 1-1416 (471 amino acids)
Biological process (GO): transmembrane transport
Molecular function (GO): transmembrane transporter activity
Source: RefSeq, a predicted model, not a curated record
AUGGCUGGCGGCGGUAUUCCCAUCGCUACCACCACCCUCGCUGGUGGUUACCUUACAGGAAAGAAGCUCAUCUUCCCCAUCGCCCUCAUCACCUCGCUCUUCUUCCUCUGGGGUUUCUCUUACGGUCUUCUCGAUGUCUUGAACAAGCACUUCCAGAAUGUCCUCGGUAUCACCAAGCUCGAGUCUACUGGUCUUCAGGUCAUGUACUUCGGUGGUGGUUACCUCCUGUACUCACCUGUUGCCGCUGAGGUUUUGAAGCGCUUCGGUUACAAGCCCACCAUCCUCAUGGGUCUCUCUCUCUACUCCCUCGGUGCCAUCAUGUUCUGGCCUACAGCUCACUUCAGUUCUGCUAAGCAUGCUUCUGCAUCCUUCGGUGGCUUCUGUGUUUGCACUCUGGUUAUCGCUUGCGGUCUUGCUACCCUCGAGACUGCUGCCAACUCUUACGCCGUUGUCAUUGGUGACCCCAAGACUGCUUCUCCUCGUCUCCAGUUCUGCCAGGCCUGGAACGGUGUUGCUUCUUUCGUCGGUCCCCUCAUUGCUUCCCACGCCUUCUUCUCCGGCAAGAACGCCAACAACCUCACCAACGUCCAGUUCGUCUACCUUGGUGUUGCUUGCCUCGGUGUCGCUGUUGCCAUCAUCUUCGUCUUCGCCAAGCUUCCUGAGGUCGCUGAGGAGGCCAGACGCAGCAACUCCCUUGUCGAGCCUGAGCACGAUCUUGAGGGCCGUGAGAUUGGUCAAGGCAGCAUCUGGAAGGAGUACAACAUGCUCUGCGGUUUCGUUGCCCAGUUCUGCUACGUCGGUGCUCAGGUCACCAUCGGUGCUUUCUUCAUCAACUACGCUGUCGACGAGGCUGGCUGGUCCGAGAGCCAGGCUUCCAACCUCCUCUCUUACGCUUUGAUUACCUUCACCGUCGGCCGCUUCAUCGCCACUGGUCUUGCCACCUUCCUGUCUUCCAGCUUCAUCAUGGUCUUCUAUUCUAUUGCCACCAUCGUUCUUAACGCGUACGUUUGUGCUGGAAAGGGCAAGGGUUCCAUCGGUGGUGUCAUGGCCAUCUACUUCUUCAUGGCCCCCAUGUACCCCACUAUCUUCACUCUCGGAACUGCCAACCUUGGUGUCCACACCCGCCGCGGUGCCGGUAUCCUUGUCAUGGGUGUCGCUGGUGGUGCCGUCUUCUCCCCCAUCCAGGGUGCCAUUGCCGAUGCUGCCAACACCCGCAUCUCCUUCGUCACCCCUCUGGUUGGCUUCUGCGUUGUCCUUGCCUACGUUGCCUACCACUGGCAGAAGGAUGGCUUUGCUAUCCUCCGCAACAACACCGACGAGGUCGUCGCCGCCGCUGGUGUCGAGGGUGGUGCCGUCAUCGAGAAGCGCUCCAUGUCCGUCACCGAGCAGCACGUCAUUGGCGAGAUCAAGCACUAA